AUGGGUGGACCGGGUAGUGGAAUGAUACCGAAAGGAGUUGGUGCUCCUCCGCCACCCGGAAUGGAUAAUCGUCGUGGAAAGUUGAUGUGUAUCAAAGUUCGCAUGCUUGACGAUUCUGUUGGUGUAUUUCAUUUGGGGCAUAAAGCACUUGGACAGGCAUUAUUCGAUGAAGUAUGCCGUCAUUUAAAUUUGCUGGAAUGUGAUUAUUUCAGUCUUGAAUUUACUGACUGCUACGGCAAUCGCUGUUGGUUGGAUAAAGAUAAGCCUAUCUUACGACAAAUCACCACAACUCGUAGCGAUGCUCGUUUCUAUUUCAUCGUUAAAUUUUACACACCAAAUCCAGCAGAUCUCGUUGAAGAAUAUACGAGGUAUUUAUUUGCGUUACAAAUUAAGCGUGAUCUUGCAAUGGGUGAACUGCUAUGCAAUGAGAACACAGCUGCCCUUCUGGCUUCAUAUAUUGUUCAGUCGGAUUGUGGUGAUUUUGCGGCUGAAGACUAUCCGGAUGACAGCUAUUUGUCAAGUGCACGAUUUAUACCAAAUCAGAGUGCGGAAUUCCAGCGAAAAGUUAUGGAAAAUCAUAUGAAAUUGGUUGGCAUGAGUCCCGGCGAAAGUGAUUUGAUUCUUCUCGAAACGGCACGACGUUGUGAUUAUUAUGGUGUGAAGUUGCAUGUUGCUAAAGAUGUGGAAGGUACCGAAGUAAGCCUAACAAUUGCUCAUAUGGGUAUUCGUGUAUUCCAUCAGUUUCAAUGUGUUUCAACAUUUUCUUGGGCUAAAAUCCGGAAGCUAUCAUUUAAACGUCGUAAAUUGCUAAUAAAGCUACAUCCGGAAAGUCACCAAUAUUAUAAAGAAACGAUCGAAUUUUUAUUUGAAAGUAGAAAUGAGUGCAAAAUUUUCUGGAAAAAAUGCGUUGAGCAUCAUACAUUUUUCCGUUGUAUUGAAGUAUUACCAGUGAAAAAAACUCGGGAAGGUCGUUUUUUCAGUAAAGGCUCCGCUUUUAGAUACCAGGGUAGGACUCAGAAGCAAUUAAUUGAUUAUAUUCGAGAACAUAGAAAACGACGAGAACCAUUCACAAGGCCAAUUAAAUCAGGCCUUUCAUCAUCAUCUAAUGGUCGACUGUCACGGCCGGCAUUCUUUGAUAUGGAUCAUCCUUAUGCAACAGUGAGCGAACGAUCAGUGAAUUUGAUUGGUUCUGGGACAUUAUCUUCUCGAAAGGCACCAAUGUAUUGCAUGAAUGGAGAAUGGUCGAUGAAUCGUGGUCCAUGUAUAAGUAGCCAGAGCCGUGGUCAAGGUACAGGUCAGCAACUAACGAGUUACUUUCCCGGUGAGAUAACUCUGAAUAGAUAUGGUACCACUGCCAGUGCUCGUAAUCAUCGCCAUCGAAAUUCGCAGAACUAUCCGAAUAACAGUAGUGCUGCGGCGGUGAACGGUGAACGAAUGUGUCUGAGUGAUAUGGAAAGUAAUGAUGUAUGUUCAUUGGCUGGUGGUGGUACCAUGAAUUCGCGGUACAAGCAACCUGAUUUUAAACCCCUGAAACAAUCCACUGUUAAAUCUGUAAAAGCAGGAGCAAUAGCGGCAACGGGUAAUGCUGAUAAUAUUCGUAAUACAGCAGAUAAUGAUGCUAUCACAUCGGUAUCAUUGCCAAAUGUACUCGGUGAUGAUGUACAAAUUGUUUGUCGUGAAUUUGAGCUUAAAUGUGAAUGUCCACCUAAAUCUGCAUCUGGUGAUAAUUUCCUGGAACUACAUCAACCACCACGUGACUAUGAUAACAUCAGUGAAGGCUCUUAUAAGUUAUCAGAUAAUGAAUUACGAUCAGCACAUUCCGAUAUUCAGCCUGUCCCAAUGAAUCCUGUUUAUGCUACCACUUUCACAGCUAAACGUGUCGGUAAUGUGAUUGUUAAGAAAGUUGUUUCAAAUACUCGUUCUACACCUAACACCACCGAUGAUGAAGAUCCAUAUGCCGAAAGACGACUGGAUAGUGGUAGAAGGAAAAUGGAGACUGACCGUAAUCAACGAGAAAUUUCAGGACAGGUUUAUCAGCAGCAACCAUCUAAAAAUACUCAGAUUGAAAUUAAUUCGCAACGAAGAUUUGACACUGAAAGAAAGCAUUCAUCAUCAGCACCAGCUUCAUAUGCGGAAUAUCCGUUACACCAAAAAUUGGUACCAAUCGAAAUUGAUGGACCAAAUGUCAAUUUAGAUGAGCAUAGGAAGCUGAGUAGUAGAAAGGAAAUCAAUAGAAUGUCAAAAGUACAAGGUACCACUCCAUCACAGACUUCAAUUCGUGCACCUAUCAUGAAGGAUGAUGAAUCAGAUCGGUGGCCAAUAACUGUUGAAUCUCAACCUUCUGUCUCAUGCACCAAGGAAGUGCAAUCAAGCCAUUCAAAAAUUGUAUAUACUUCGAAAGGUACCAUUUUACAGAGGCCAAAAAUAAUUCAAGAUAAGGAUGACAUAAGCGCCAGCGAGAAUAUCUAUAGUAAUGUUACUUUGACUCAUACCUCAGAUAGCGGUCAAAGCGAUAUGAUAAUAGCUCAACCGCAACAAGCUCCUAAAACCUAUGGUGCGAUUGGACCAUUGCCGGGUAAAGUUAUAACUAAAGAGAAUUUGGUGAUUACACCAGAGGGUUAUCGAGAACGAAAACCGAAACCGGUGGUACCUCCGAAACCAAAAAAUCUCAGUUGCACUUCAGAAACCGCUUUUACAGAAUCACCUUCAGUCUCAGGUAUAUCGGAAUCAAAACCAAAUCAUCCGGUAGUAAAUCUUCAAAAAGAGGAGGCUCUUCCAUCUUGCACAGCACCAUCAAGAACGCGUGAACUGAAUCGGCCAACACUAAUUUCGGUGCAAAGUGAGGAUUACCCCGAAAUUCAGAAAUGCCAUCUCUUCAACAGCGAUAUUCCAUACGUACUUACGAUGCGUAAUAUACCUACCGAAGCUGAAGGCUCAUUUUCAACUUUUAAAGAUACCAGUAGUAAGAAUACGAUUUCAGAAGUUUUAGCUAACACUAUUGAGAGCAGUAAUUUGCACAGGUCAUUAUCAUCAUCACGUAGUCCGGAGAGCUUGAGGAGAAGAAAAUCCCUCGAUUUAGUGCCCAAAAAACGACUACCUUCACCACAAAAUUUCUCUUCUCAAGACCAUUCUUUAUCAUCUUCCACGCCAGAAUCUGGCGAUGUUUUGGAAUAUUUGCUACGAAGACGAAAUGUUGAGAAAUCUUCAAUUGCAAAACGUGGCCGUCGCGGCGAUCCACGUCGACAAACUCAACCUGUCCGUUUUAACAUUCCACCGAGUGCGAAAACUGAACAACAGAUUGGUGCAAUAUCACAGCCUAAUUUAAAUGAUAAUGAUGAAGAAGUAAUGUGUGUUAUGAAGAAUGAUGAAAGGUGUGAAAGAAUGACGAAAGAUUUGAAACAGAAUGAUCGGAUGUACAUAAAUGUAAAUGUCGCUUCUGAUUUUAAAACUGAAAUAGAACAGUCUUUGAAAAUUCGGAAAGGAAAUAAAGAGCAGUUGAGAAAUGACGGAUUAGCUAUCGUUGGGCAUGAAUUGAUGGAUUCAGCUAAUGUCGAUGAUUUUCCACCACCACCACCACCUCUUCCUUCCAUUGUUUUGAAGCAAUCAGUAAAUUCGGUAGCACCACAGCCAAUCAUCGAGGGAAGCAUGCAAGAAAGCAUAGAAACAUUACCAUAUGUCGAUGAAUCAACCUCUUCUCGAGCAUCUUGCGCCUCCAAGGAUGAAAUUACCGACAAAGUUCCAUCAGUACAAUCAUCAACCCUAAGAACACCUACCGGUAUCUUAUGGACUGAUUUUUAG
Messenger RNA from Acanthocheilonema viteae, 3798 nucleotides. The record is from the annotation of a GenBank genome assembly. Lineage: Eukaryota; Metazoa; Nematoda; Chromadorea; Rhabditida; Onchocercidae.